Boleophthalmus pectinirostris (great blue-spotted mudskipper) is the source of this 2731-nucleotide messenger RNA. Its product is annotated as BTB/POZ domain-containing protein 10-like. The transcript has 8 exons. Lineage: Eukaryota; Metazoa; Chordata; Actinopteri; Gobiiformes; Gobiidae. Gene Ontology annotation, biological process: positive regulation of phosphorylation. Gene Ontology annotation, molecular function: protein binding. The record is from RefSeq and is a predicted model, not a curated record. Bases 127 to 1665 code for a protein of 512 amino acids. Gene Ontology annotation, cellular component: cytoplasm.
UUUUCUCUCGUUAGUCUGUGCUCCUCUUAACCAAACACAAAUCUGUGGAACAUUCAAGCUACAGCCAAUCUCACACAUUUAACACAACUUUUGAGACCCCGGGCCGGUGGACAGACCACUGCCAGGAUGAAUAUCAGAGAAUGUAGCAUAGACAGUGAGCCGUUGGGUGGGUCCGUCGUGGACCUGGAGCGGCAGCAGCAGGUCAUGAGUGUGUUCGGGGGCGGGGCCACAGGAGGCGGAGCCUCAGGUGGAGCCCGACCAGGUGAGCACUACAGAGAGCAGCGGCGUCGCUCCAGUGACCGCUCACGAGACUCCUCCCACGAGAGAGGAGAGAACCAGCUGACCCCCUGCAUCCGCAACGUCACCUCUCCCACUCGACAGCACGAUCGUGAGCGUGGCGAUGGCGGCUCUUCGUCGCGCUCGUCCAGUCCCCGCCCACCCAGGGUCCCUCUGACCUACUCCCAUGUGGGACACGUGCCUCGCUCCGCAGACCUUCACCCCAAACUGAUGGGACAGGGCCCUAAUGACAUGAUCUAUGUGUAUGACCUGGGCAGCAAGGAGAGUCACAGGGGGGCGCUAAGGCUCGGCGAGAGGGUCACGCUCAUCGUAGACAACACCAGAUUUGUGGUGGACCCCGCCAUUUUCACAGCCCAGCCAAACACCAUGCUGGGCAGGAUGUUUGGUUCUGGACGUGAGAACAACUUCACCCGACCAAACGAAAAAGGAGAAUAUGAAGUGGCCGACGGGAUCAGCUCCACUGUGUUCAGAGCCAUUCUGGAUUACUACAAGUCGGGGAUAAUCCGCUGCCCUGACGGCGUUUCCAUUCCUGAACUGCGGGAGGCAUGUGACUACCUCUGUAUCUCCUUCAACUACAACACCAUCAAGUGCAGAGACCUAAGUGCCCUGAUGCACGAGCUGUCUAACGACGGCGCGCGGCGACAGUUUGAGUGUUACCUGGAGGAGAUGGUGCUGCCGUUGAUGGUGGCCAGUGCACAGAGUGGAGAGAGGGAGUGUCAUGUGGUGGUCCUGACUGACGAUGAUGUGGUGGACUGGGACGAAGAGUACCCCCCACAGAUGGGAGAGGAGUACUCCCAAAUCAUUUACAGCACCAAGUUGUACCGGUUCUUCAAAUACAUUGAGAACAGAGACGUGGCCAAAGCUGUGCUGAAAGACAGGGGCCUGAAGAAAAUCCGCCUGGGCAUCGAAGGUUAUCCCACCUACAAAGAGAAGGUGAAACGGCGUCCCGGGGGGCGUCCGGAGGUCAUCUAUAACUAUGUGCAGCGUCCGUUCAUCCGCAUGUCCUGGGAGAAGGAGGAAGGCAAGAGUCGCCACGUGGACUUUCAGUGCGUCAAGUCCAAAUCCACCACAAACCUGGCCGCUGCAGCCGCAGACAUCCCUCAGGACCAGCUGGUGGUGAUGCAGCCGGGACCCCCCAUGGACGAGCUGGACACUGUGCCCCUGGGACACGAACAGCAGCCCCCUACAGCCCCCCUGGAACCUCUGCCUCCACAGGCAGCUCACAACUCCCCCCACCCACCACAGGAUGUACCACACCAGGCAGUGCCCAGCCUAGCCCACAGUAACCACGGUAACCAGCACAGCAGCCACUCUCAGGCCACAUAUCACUAUGAGCCCGGCCCGGACCCUCCUUCCCCCUCUGCAUGAGUCCAGAGCCGCAUUCACUCUCAAACAGACCCCUACCACGAACAAGAAGCAGCAGUGGACUCAUGUCCAAAUGCACUUGAAUGUGUUAUGUAAUGAACAGAAACUUUGUACAACACAAAGGCAAAAGCAAUAAACAAAAAACAUCCACACAAUGUAUUUAAACAUUUAGGCACAUUUCACCCACAUCACACAGCACAAUGUACACACAAGAGCUGUAAUGCAGACAUGUCCCUGUAUCUCACUUAACUGGACAUUUAUGGAGUUGUACUGUAAAUCUAGAAGAAACAUAUAGAGCCCAAAGCGCCUGUCUGUUAUCGGGCAUUGUGCUUAAUGUCUGAGGUAUCUGUGAUGACCCAGGUCUCUUUACACAUGAUCUGGUGGAAAUGACGUUGCUUUUUUGUGGUAGUGCUACAAUCUGCAAUAUGUGUGAAAUAUGCAGUCAAACAUACUUUAUUUUUGUGUAUUGCAUUGUUUGCUAUCGCUGGAAUCAUUUAAUCAGUUUCUCAGUAUAAGGUUUGCUACCUCAAUGUUGGAAGAAAUGAAAUCUGUGAGACGGCAGUUAAAAAAAAAUCUUCAAAGUAAUUUUGGAUUUUUGUGAGACAUUGUUUUGAACACUUCAUCACACAAUACAGUAUUAAUAUUUAUUAUUUAUUGUAGAAAAUUAUUAACCGAACCACAACUGUUGAUGUGACGACACCAUCGCACACUUCAUAUUUAUUUAAUGCAUACAUGCUUUUAGGCUGAUUUUGUUGCCAAAAAGCACAGGGUCAGUCUUUUCUGGUAAGAGAGUGAAUGCGGCAUGUUUCCCUAAACCUCCCCCUCCUUUUGGCAGAACACCACUUUGCCUUUGCUGCCCUUUGACUGGGACUCUACAAGGUUCUGCUGAGACAAAUACUGUGGAUAUGAUUAUUCACAUAAAGAUUGCUGUAGAAAUGGAAAUGUGUCUAAAGAUUAAAAAGGUUCAAUGUCCUACACUCCAGUUUUUACUAAAUGCAGGAACACAUGAUGUCACAGAUGUUUAUAUAAAUGUUUUUUUGUUUUUCAAUAAAUACUAUUUACAAAAAAA